AUGGAUGCCUUGAAUGAUCCUGAUAUUCCUGCUGUUCACCGUUUAGGUGGUGGUUUCGUAACACCCACUUCUCACCACGAUUCGUAUGACUUUAUCAAACCAUCACAAUUCGACCUCAAUGGAAGGGCUCGCAUCUCCGGUCUUGUCCUAGCUGCGAGAGGCGACCUUUCCGACACGGUCAAUGCCAUCACGAAAACAGCAAAGGACACGGCUAUACCAAUCCCAAAGGUCGUCGCUCUUAAAUUCGAUGUUACAGACGCAAAGUCCGUGAGCACUGCAGCAGCAGAAGUGAAGAAAGAAUGGCCGGAAGGCAUCGACAUUGUUUAUUCUAACGCUGGAUGGCUCGAGCCUGAGAAAAAGAUUGCCGAAUCAGAUCCUGAAGACUGGUGGAACUCGUUGGCUAUCAAUGUCAAAGGACCGUAUCUGGUGGCUCGCGAAUUCAUACCCCUCUUGCUUGCAAAGAGUGGCGGCCUGAAAACGCUUUUGAAUAUGGUCAGCAUCGGUGCACAUAUGAUCUUUCCCGGCAUGUCAGCCUACAAUACAGCGAAGCUUGCUACUUGCCGUUUGACGGAGUACGAAGAUGCUGAAUACAAAGACGAAGGUCUCAUCAGUCUUUGUAUGCACCCUGGUGGUGUAAAGACAAACAUGGGUUUGAGGCUUCCGCCGGAGAAACAGAAAAUGUUGACGGAUACCCAUGAGCUAGUCAGUGACACAGCUGUAUGGUGUACAGCGCAGCGCCGAGAUUGGUUGAGCGGCCGAUAUGUCUCUGUCCAAUGGGAUAUGAAGCAGUUGGAAGAACAUAAGGAUGAGAUCGUGCAAAAAGACCUUCUCAAGGUGAAGCUGGACUAUGGUUUAGGGUGGCUAUGA
Verruconis gallopava is the source of this 867-nucleotide messenger RNA. RefSeq lists its product as uncharacterized. The record is from RefSeq and is a predicted model, not a curated record. The transcript is spliced from 2 exons. The coding region runs from base 1 to 867 and encodes 288 amino acids. NCBI's taxonomy places the organism in Eukaryota, Fungi, Ascomycota, Dothideomycetes, Venturiales, Sympoventuriaceae.